Molecule: messenger RNA, 680 nt
Organism: Fragaria vesca subsp. vesca
Lineage: Eukaryota; Viridiplantae; Streptophyta; Magnoliopsida; Rosales; Rosaceae
Product: protein SPIRAL1-like 1-like
Exons: 3
Coding region: 114-545 (143 amino acids)
Biological process (GO): cortical microtubule organization
Cellular component (GO): cortical microtubule, transverse to long axis
Source: RefSeq, a predicted model, not a curated record
ACAAAUUCUACAUCAUUGUUGCAGAAGAAUCUGUUUCCUGGCAAUUGGCUCCAAAAGUUUGGUCCCAGAAGAAGCAAGAACAAAGAUUUCUUGCUGAACAUAUAUAUCCGAAAAUGGGCCGCGGAGUCAGCUGUGGUGGUGGACAAAGUUCCUUGGGAUACUUGUUUGGAGGUGGAGCAGAGGCUGUUGCAAACAACACCCGUCCUCUGGAUAGGAAUGUCUCUACUAACUCUAUACCAAUUGAAAUGCAACCUCCAGCAGGCAUGCCCACAAAAAGGGAUGGAGUAGAUGCUAAGCAAGUCCCGGCUCCAAGCAAACCCACAAACACAACACCGUCUCCGAAUAAGACUACUUCUCCUGCUACAAAACCAAUUGACAAGAACAUUCCGGCAGGCAUUCAUAGCAGUCCCACAAAUAAUUACUUGCGUUUGGAUGGCCAGAACUGUGGCAACUUCAUCACAGAUCGACCAUCUACGAAGGUUCAUUCAGCUCCGGGAGGUGGAUCUUCCCUCGGAUACUUGUUUGGCGGUAGUGGUGGGAAAUGAUUCUUGCUUCUGAAUAAUGCAUCAGCAGUUGAGUUUUAGCACGGAUAAUGUGUAAUGUUAUAUCUCUCAGACAUGUCGAAGUUUAUAGUUUUAUAUAAUGAAACUGUGAACUGAAUCAUAAUGACAAUUACAUGA